AUGGGGAACAUCGCCUGCGUCCCGCAGGCUCCCGGCGGCUUCAGGAGCUCCUUCCGAAGGAAACCCUCUCUGAAGAAGGAACAAAAUGGCAAGAAAAAGUUACCCAGCUUUUUUGGAGUAGACGGAGGCCAGGAGAGAGACACGACCACGGACAAAAUCCUGCAGUAUAUUCCAGCAAAGAUUAUUCAGAAGCAGGAAAACCAGAAGGAAAACUUGGACCAGAGGUUCCCCAGCUUGUUCAAGAAGGGCAGAAGGAAAACGAUUGUCAGGAAUUUGGGCAAGAUGAUUUAUUAUUCCAAGGUCAAGUUCAAGUUCCAGCACUGCCAGGAGGUCAACAACUGCUUCCUGGAGCUGUUCCAGUCCUACCUGUACUUCCAGUCCAUGGGUCCCAGUGGCCUCACCUACCAGGAUCUGGUGCCUCUGAAGGAGCUGGAGGUGCGUGAGCUGGGGGCUGGGCAGAGCCCCGGGCAGCAGGACCACGCUUUCCACAUCUCAGGGCCUCUGCUCAACCCCCUGGUCGUGUUCUGCCCCUCGGAGGCUGAGCUGAAGCAGUGGCUUUACCACCUGGAGAAGCAGAUCCAGCUCUGUGGAGGGAGCCUGGCCUUGCCCCUGCUGUCCCAGAGCGGCUGGACAAGCGCUGGGACCAAGGAGGAGCUGUGCUGGUCCGUGCAGAACCUGCCCGUGCAGGACUGGAGAGGGACCCAGCGGGAAUCCCUGGGAGAAAUCCUCUGUGUGUCCAAGGUGAAGCUUCAGCACCUGCCCUUCCAGGAGCAGCACGACCGGCUCCUGGUGCUCUACCCCUCCACGCUGGUGAUUGUGUCCGAGGAGCCCCAGGGCCUCUGUUUCAAGGGAGAGCUCCCACUCAACGCCAUCCAGGUGCUUUUUGAGGAGAAUGACAAAACCUCCUUCCUGAUCGAAGGCCGACUGAUAAACUCCAUCCGGGUGACCUGUCCCAGCUACCAGGACUACCAGGAGUGGCUCUACUCCCUCAAAACCGCGCAGUUCCGAAACGCCGAUUCCUCCCUCUCGGGAUCCGAGAGCUUCUCGGGGUCAAAGCUACCACACCCCGGCCAGCUGGCCAGCAGCGGGAGGGGAUCGCUGAGCUCGGAUGGCCGGACCAACUCCUGGGCGUCCGGAGGGAGAGUGACCACACUGACCCAGCUGUCCCAGGCCAGUGGCUCCCUGCCUGAUGGCCACUCCUUCCUGCCAGCCCCCGAGGAGCCCCUGUCCCCUGGCUACUCACAGCCUCUGCAUAGCCUGGCACAGCCCGGCUGGCGCAGCUCAGGGCUGCCCACGCAGGAGCUGCGCAGGGGGAACAGCGCCAGGAAAUCCAAGAGCAAGAGCAGCGGGCAGCAGGACCCCGAGAGGAGCAUCUGCAGCCUCAUCCCCGAAAAUCCCAAAGCAGAGAUGCAUUCCCCGGUGUACCACGAGCCCUACUCAGCACACGGCUCCCAGCACCACCCCACACAGCAUCAUCACCCCACACAGCAUCAUCACCCCACACAGCAUCACCCCCCGGCACAGCUGGAGCUGGGCAGGUGGCACUGCCAGCCCCUGCCCACGGCCCCCACCUACAGCACCCCGGGCACCUCACGCCGGCUGUGGGCACCUGCCCAGGGCUCCUACCUGGGGGAGAUCUCCUCCCUGCCACAGGAACACCUGGGCCCUUCACUGCAUCCCCCAGGUGGCAACUCUGGCACCUAUGAGCUGGCAGAUGUCACCUGUCCCUGCCAGGACUCCUUGUCCUACCACGACUACGCCGAGCUCCAGAGCUUCCAGAGCGACUUCAGCUACGACAACCUGUGGGAGGCUGAGGAGAAGGAGAUGGGCUCCCCCCGCAGCUCCUCCCCUCCUGCCCAGGAGGAUUUCCAGGUGUUCCAGGUCUAA
This is a messenger RNA of Cinclus cinclus, 1887 nucleotides long. RefSeq names its product pleckstrin homology domain containing N1 (gene PLEKHN1). The coding region runs from base 1 to 1887 and encodes 628 amino acids. NCBI's taxonomy places the organism in Eukaryota, Metazoa, Chordata, Aves, Passeriformes, Cinclidae. Gene Ontology annotation, molecular function: phosphatidic acid binding; phosphatidylinositol phosphate binding; phosphatidylserine binding. The transcript is spliced from 15 exons. The record is from RefSeq and is a predicted model, not a curated record. Gene Ontology annotation, biological process: response to hypoxia; 3'-UTR-mediated mRNA destabilization; positive regulation of apoptotic process. Gene Ontology annotation, cellular component: cytoskeleton; mitochondrial membrane.